This is a messenger RNA of Phytophthora sojae, 912 nucleotides long. RefSeq lists its product as hypothetical. Gene Ontology annotation, biological process: snRNA modification. Bases 1 to 912 code for a protein of 303 amino acids. The transcript has 5 exons. Gene Ontology annotation, molecular function: O-methyltransferase activity; snRNA binding; RNA methyltransferase activity. NCBI's taxonomy places the organism in Eukaryota, Oomycota, Peronosporomycetes, Peronosporales, Peronosporaceae. The record is from RefSeq and is a predicted model, not a curated record.
AUGACCAAGCGCAAGCAGCCGGACGGCGAGGCUGCCACGCAGGCCGCGGCAAAGCCGGCGAAGCAGCGCAAGCAGCACAAGAAGAUCCCGAAGCAGCAGCGCGUGGGCAACUUCCGGAGCUACUACACGUAUCGACUGGGCCAGAAGCACCAGGGAGAGCUGGAGGACGACCCGCGUCUCGCUGCGCUGGACAAGAGCUGGUUCGAGGGCAAGCGCGGCUUGGAUAUUGGCUGCAACUCGGGGGAUUUGACUAUUGCCAUCGCCAAACGUCUGGCACCUAGUUAUCUGCUGGGCGUGGACGUGGACCCGCAGCUCAUUUCCAGAGCCAGGGGACAGUUGAAGGACAUUCUACGACAAGAGCAGAUCGAGAAGGCGUUCGGCGACAUUCCCGCAAGUGACGUGAAGGUGGAAGAUGGAGACGCGUUUGCGGACGAGAUGCCGCUGUCUUUUCGACUAUGGAAGCCGUCGAUGCAGACACAGGCAGCAGUUCCUAAAGCUAUUGGCAAGGCUGCUGUUGGGUACUUUCCGUUGAACGUGAUUUUCAAGCGCGAAGAUAUUGUGGCAGACGCACAUGCCGGCAAGGAGUACGACUUCAUUACUUGCUUUAGUGUUACAAAAUGGAUCCACCUUUUCCACGGAGACGAAGGCAUCAAGAAGGUGUUUGCAAAGAUCUACGAGUUGCUUGCACCUGGUGGCCGCCUGAUCAUUGAGCCACAGCCGUGGAAAUCGUACCACAAGCGGAAGUUCACGUCAGACGUCACGGCAGCAAACUACCCGAAGAUUCAGCUGCGGCCAAAGGACUUCCCCAAGCACCUCGUCGAGACUGUUGGCUUCCGCAGUUGCGAGUUCCUCGAGGUCUGCCAGACUUCCUCCAAGGGGUUCCGGCGCCCAGUCUACGUCGCCCAGAAAUGA